Molecule: messenger RNA, 279 nt
Organism: Rotaria sordida
Lineage: Eukaryota; Metazoa; Rotifera; Eurotatoria; Philodinida; Philodinidae
Source: the annotation of a GenBank genome assembly
AUGCAACCACCUGAAGUGAUCAUAACGACACCGAUCUAUCAUCCAAAUGUUAACGAAAAAAAUCGACUCUGUGAUCAACGCCUGAAUGCUACUUCAUUGUGGGACAAUAAAGCGACUUUAAUCGAAGUUCUUGAGAUUAUUGUCGACGCUCUUGAUAAUCCUAAAGCUGAGGAUAGUCCAGCGAAUACGGAUGCCGCUAAAGAAUUCAUCCAAAACCGAGCUGAAUACGAACGGAAGUCGACGGCAAUGAUCCAGAAGAAUGGAUUACCUCGAUCAUAA